UAUCUCUUUACUCAGGGAAUGUAUAGUUGCUGUCAGUUUGAGGAUGAGACGGCACCAGGAGGGAGCAAAAGCUCCUUGCCCCAGUACCACACUGUGACUACCAUGCCCUCUGUCCCCCAACAGCACCUCGUUACAGCUACAGUCAACAACACGACUGCCAUUGCCAUGGUGCAACAGCAACAGCCGAAGCACCACCCACAGCAACAAGGGCAGACCUACACCACUAUGCUCCCUGGAUCACCACCAGCUACAGGACAUUCAGCAAUGGCUCUGGGUCCCUCAAACAGCCCUUUAUUGGAGGGCCCCAUGCCUUGUUCCACCUUUUUGCCUCGUCAUGACCGCAGACUGGCAGUGGUUGAUCGAUGGAACAGGCCAAAGCCAGAAAAGGUCAUGAGCGGAGGUAGCAGUGGAGGAGUAGGUGUUGGGGGGAUUGCAGGAGGGAUUACCGAUCUACAGUCGCAGCAGCAGUUUCAACAGAGCCUUGGAAUGCACUGGAGUCUACAAGGAGGAGUUACAGGUGGAGUAGGAGGUAGUGGCGACACAGGGCUUGAUGAAUAUAAGCGCUAUUAUGGUCCUAUAGAUCCAGAGGGGUUGGGGGCUAACUUGGACCAACAAGCAGGAGGCCCUCAGCAGACUCCCAAAACCAAUUCUCGAGGCUUUAAAGCCCCAGGGAUACCAAGGCUGCCUCCUAAAGGUCCUCAUCAAGGACAAGCCCACCUAAUCUCUAAGCCGCCUCCACCAAUCCCAUGCUCUCCACGACGGCCUCCAUUCUGGCGACGAGGAAGCCUUGUACAGACAAGGAGAAAGGGCUCAGGAGGUCCUCUAUAUGAGAAUAUACUCCCUCUAGGAAGACGGGGAGGUGGAAGAUACGGAGCAAGUGAUGGUGUUGGAAGAAGAGGACGUCGCCCCCCUCCUCCUCCUCUUCCAGUCCCCCUUUCUUCCCCAACACAUACCCCUACCACUCCCUCUUCCCCAUGCCGUUUCUACUCAUCCUGUUCCAGUGCCUCGUCCUCUUCCUCUUCCUCCUCCUCAUCUUCAUCAUCCUCUUCAUCCUCUGGGUCACUUUCUCGAUCCAACUCCCCAUCCUCUUGCACCAGUGACAGCUCCUAUAACUCUUCGCUAAGUUUCCGGUAUCGUGCGGGCGAUCGGGAUUUCACGGUAGAUGAUGAAUAUGACUCGGACCUUCUCACAGAGGAGUCCAGCCUUCUUCUAGGGUCACGGAAAAAGAUUCGCUCACGACGCAUGUCAUCGCGUUCACUGCCAUGCAGCCCCCCGCCUCCUCCAAUACCACCACGAAAACCACACCCGCAGAGAAAUUAUGGUAGAGAGAGAACCAGCAGUCAACUGGCCCAGUUGCAGGAGUGGUGGGCAUCAUGGGGUGACCGAGAGCGAGGAAGGGGAGGCAUGACAAACAAAGGAAAUGCAGCUUUGGGCAGAGAUGAGAAGAGACAUCACAAAGAGAGGGAGCGUGAGAGAAAAAGGAGGAAGAAAGGUCGGAAAAAGAAGAAACGAGAAGAGAGGGAGCGGGAACGAGAGCGAAAGCGACGUAAAGCAAAGAAGAAGAGGAAAAAAGAUGACAGGUUAAGGAAGAGAGAGCGCAAGAGAUCUGAGCUGGAAAGUGGAGAUCAAGAGAAAAGAGAGGAAGGUAAAUCAGAAAUGCCAGAAUUCCCACCAUACCCGCCUUCAAGGCGAGAGUCGUUUCGGAAAAAGAGUGAGAGCUCCAUCCGAAGCUAUGGAUGGAACAUUCCAGGUGAAGAGGAAAGAAAAGAAAGGGAGGAGAAUAAAAGGGAAGAUGGCGAAGAGAGCAGAGGAAAGGAUAGACACCACAGGCGAAGAAACAUCAAGCAUCACCAUAGCUCCGGUAAUAAGCCUUCUACAUCUGUUAAGUUCUGGGGUGGGGGCAAUCCUUCUGACAACAUUCCAUCUGCCUUUCUGCCCUUGCUACCCGUCUCUUCUAAAAGAAGAAAAAGUAAAAGUUCUGACAGAGAUGCUGUGUGCAUGGAAGGAGAGAGGAGGCCAUUGUUGGGACGGAAUGAACGUGGUGAAAUGCACUCGAAGGAAGGGCUAUCCUUUCAUGAGUGGGAGUCUGAAGUUGAGGGAAGAGAGGAAGAUUCUGAGUCAGAGAGGCGGAAAGCAGAUCAUGGAAAAAGGCACGGAGGAAGUAGGACUUUGUCAGAUGAGGAUCGAGAACGUGAUAAAGUAGUUGGGAUAUAUUCCGAUGAUGACGGUUCUUCAGGAGAAUUUGGGAAGUUUGAGAGAUACUGGGAGGAUCAUGAAGGUAGGGCAGUGGGUGGGAUUGGAGGAGGAGGUUGGUUUUUCAGCACGUAUCCCUCAAGGGACAAAGCGGGCACCAUCAACAGCAGAGACGAUCUCUUCCUAGAGAGAGGAGAAAGGUGGGGGACAGCAGAGACUGAGUGGGGUUCUAGUGCAGUUGGAGGUGGCGGUGGUGGAGGAGAUAGAGAGUGGGGGUCAGGUUCACACUGGCCCCCGCCGCCUCUCACGCCACCUCCUCCUCGAAGAUACUGGUCAGUGGACAAGCUUCACAUACAAGAUGAGAAGAAGACCAAACGCAAGUCUAAAGACAAGGGAAGGGGACACACAGCUUGUUCGACCUGUCAAUCCCCCCGACACCAUCCGCACUACGCUAAAUGGGCCCGUGUAACCUCACGAAGCCAGGAAGAGCUGUACCCCCACUGCCAGAAUUUUGGUGGUCCCUUAAAGCCAAAACAUGAUUCCACAUCAUCAUCCAAGCCUGACCGAUCGCAUAAUCCAUCGAAAUCUGGAAGCCAGUCAAACCUCAGCAUUCAGCAACGGACACAGAGAACAGACAGGGAUCGGGAUCGAGGAAGACCACCAUCCCCACCUUCUUCUCUCAUUCCAAACUUGCCAUCCCCACUCCCUGCCCUUCCAGCUCCUCCCUCCUCAGUUCACUCUAUCCACGUUCCUCCCCUCACAUCUUCUUCUUCUGUAUCUUCUCCCUCGGUGGUCUCGUCCACACCGGGGGCGCCCCAGGCCUCCUCAAUGGCUUCGGCAAGUGCCAAACUACAGUACCAGAGACUGCGCUCCGUACCCCAGCCCCAGAGGUUUCCUCAGUCUCCUCAUUUACCCCUUAAAGCCAAGAGCCUGUGCUCACGAAGAGGAUCAGCCCAUUUCUCCAGUGUGGAGAGUGAAGUCUGAGGUUGAGCAAGGUUUCACGAUUUAUAAGAAAGCCCUGCGAGGCUAAGAUUAGGGGGAGGACCUGCAAAUGUGGCUGCACAGCAACAAACAGGGCUACACAGCCAAGUCAGUACAGCUCUGAGCCCUUUUCCCUAAAGUUCUGCACAAACAAACCUGAAAGCCAAACAAACCCAGGGGAUUAUGUCAAGGGAACACAGGACUAUUCAUGUUUUUACUGUUGUUUCAUCAUAAAUCUACAAGUGUGUGAAAGACAAGAACUACAUCAAUGACUUUCUGAAAUGUGCUAAACAAAAAUAAAUCAAACUUCAAAAGUGGUACAAGUAACGGGGGCCUAAUCGCUUUUAAAAGUAAAGACUUUAUAAGGUCAGGAAGAAAGUUAGUGUUUUCAGAGAAACUUAAUUCUUGGUGAGGGCUCAGGAACUUUAUAGUACUUUAUGCCCACUGCUCUCGGAAGCCUUUAAACACAGUAAACUGUUUGUUUGCUUUGUUGUUCAUUUCUUCGUCCUUUUAAAAAUCUUAAUUUUCCUUUUCCUUGACAAACUGUUUACACCCCUGCAGAACUGUGACACCCACCUGAGGCAUCUUUCUUACAUAAUUAAUGCCUUCUUGGUUAGAGAGACAAGAGGGUGAUGACCACAUUUCUUCUUUUUUCUUUUGUAGAAAUUUUUACUUUGCUUCUUUUUAUUCACUUGAUUGUUUCUUUAUUCUGUACCUUUGUUAUUUUUUGGAUGUGCCUUUUGUUCCCCACUUCUUUACGUAAUUAUUUCUUUUUUUUAUUCCAUUUCUCUUGUCAUACCGUCCUGUUCUCCCCUCUUGGCUCCUCUCCUUGAUGUGAUUAUUCUGUAUGUCUGUGCUUUUCUGUGUUUGUAUUCUUGACAACAGGGUAAGUCAGCUGUGACUGAUAUUCUUCUGGCUUAAUGAAAAGCUGAGUGCCAAACUUAAGUAGAGUUCAACAUCAAGUCUAUAUAAUGUUAGCAGCUGUGUUUCUUUUUAUCUUGCAGAGUAUUACAUCAUUUCCAUAAUGCGCACGGACACAUGCUUAUAAAUGUGAAGACACACUAACACUCAUAUACAAGUUCAUGCAGGAAACAUUAACAAGUCAACUUAUCUACUCUCCUUCUUUAGCAAUACAUUAUCCAACCUUUGUGUUAGAGCUUUACACUUCAACACCAUGUCUUUCUUUUUGUGUCAUAUUUGUUGUUGCUAUUGAUGGUGUACUAUAUGUCAAGACAUGUAUUAAAUCAAAUACAAUGUAAUCACUGUGCCAUUCUCAAGCUUGGGUACACAAAUUGUUCUCUUAACUACCUAACAACAGAAAUGGAGGCAGUUUUUUUGUUCCCUGCCUGUAUUCAAAUGAAUGUAAAGUCAGCCGCCAACACGUGUGCUGCAACAUUUACUGUAAGACACUUGAAGAUGGGAUUUGUAGCAUUCUGGAGGGUUAAUUUGAUUUGCAUGUUUAGGAAAAGGGACAAAUAGCGUACACAUGUGAACUAAAUAAAAAAACCCACAUUUUAAGAGGGAAAGUGCAAUACAUGCUAAAGAAUUAGAACUACAGUGGAAUCAAACUGAUUUACCCUUUGUGUUUUGUUUAUUGUGACUCAUGCAAGAUGUAUAGUUAAUGCCAAGGCCAGGAAUAAAUUCAAAUUAUUUCCAAAACCUGUCAACCCAGGUUUGCUUACCAUCUGUUUAGUUUGUCAGGUGGGGUUUCACAAGGUGUUGGGGGGGGGGGGGUAGCCUUAUGCUAAUUGUUUUCGUCAUAUAUGAUGUGUUAAGUAUGAAUAUGAAGAUGAAACGGAUCAAACAAGGAUUUUAUUGGUUCAUAACUACAAUUAGUGCCAGAGCCGUUUUGAUGUCACUUGAAUUGUGCUUCUGUUGGUUGUAAGAAGAUUGAUGCAUUUUAGCUCUGAUUAAGAGAAACAUUUUUGUGUAUUUUUUUUACUUAGUUAAAAAAUGCAUUUCUUAUUUUCUAAAUGUGUUUAUUUUCUAAAUGUGUAACCAUGAGAUUAAGCAUUUUGAUUAUUGACCUGGCUGACACCAGCAGCUACACUUAAAUGCCAAGCACUUAGCAGGAAGUGAAAGUUUGAAAUCAAUUUUAAUUUAAAUCUGUUUGAAUUGAAUUUAUAGUCAAUUUAUUUAUUUUUUUGUAUGAGGAAACAGAGCCUAAGUGAAGUGUUGAAAACGAGAUUUUUUUUUUUUUUUAGUUGCUAAAAAUUCCUGAGCCAUUUUUCCCAAAAGUCUGGUCAGCUCAUGUUGAUCACCUGGAACUGCAUCUGAGCCAUAAUUUACUUUGAUGAAAACAAAAUAAAUAUUAAGUUUUUAACAAUAAAUUUGUCAUAUAGAGUUAGUCUUAUUUUCACUGAGAAAUAUAUAUAUUUCAUAUGUAUGUAUGUAUAUAUUUGUGGCAGUUGCUAACAUAAUAGAACAAUUUAAGUCUUAAUAAGACUGAGAUAUUUUAAAAAGAAAGUUCAAGUAAUUAUGGUGAAAUGCAUCAUUUUAAAUUCAAUUCAAAAAUACUUUAUUGAUCCCAGAGGGGAGUUAGGUAAAGGGUUACAAUCCCCUUUAAAAGACCUCAAAGUUGUUUGGCUUUGCACUUUACAAUUGACAAUUAAUUUGAAUUUAACUGAAAUGAGGAAAAGUAUUGUGCGAUAUGUUUUGAAGCAGUCACAGAGCAAGCAACUUUAUUUGCAUUCAACCAAUAAAAGGCCUUGACGCACUAGAAAAUCUUAGACAACUUGUGCCAACUUACUAAAAAAAAUGACUAAAUUACCAAUAAAAGUUGUUUUGAUCAAUUUGUAAUCAUUAAAUUGUCUAAAACAUAGUGCGACAGGGGCUUAACCCAAUUGUGCUUCAAAGUCGUUGCUGAAACACUACAAUACUGGUCAGCAAUACACAUAUGUAUUUGUACACAAGCUCAAUUGCACAACAGCUAGUGAUGGUGUGAACACAAAACAGACUUCUCUUUUCUUUUUAAAUAGGCCUCCACUCUUUUUUUCCUGUUUCUUCUUUUUCCUCAUGUCUAUCCAUUGUGCCCAUCUGUGUCUGCAAAUGUAAAACUGAUCUAUUAAAAAAAGAAUAUACGUGGCUAUAUUUAUUUCAUCUAAAAAAGAGCAUAUCUCUAUAUGUAUAUAUGAUAGUAUAUUUCAAGACUAUAAUAUAUGUUAUCUGAGUUUGUCUACUAAAUUUAUGGUAUUAUCUCAAUGAAAAUGUCUUUUUUCUGUCUGUCUUUCCUCGUCUCAAUCCUACUGCCCAGCUCCCUAAACCCAAGUGAAAACAGAGACCAGUACGAAAACUGUGUUUUUGCUCACUUCAGACCAACCAUCCGCCUCCAUUAGCUAUCUAACAUAGCUAAUGCUAAGAAUUCAACAUAGUGACAGAGGAGAGCGAGUGUCUUAUGACCGUGUCACUGUAGCAGUGGUGGUGUGUGUUUGUCUACCCAGAGGGGCCUUUUUUGAUUUGGGCUACAGAUUAUUAACAAGUCUUUUACGGAAACAGCAGCUUUUACCACACAACUCUCUCACAUGUAGGGGGGAGGGGGUCUUAUUCUGGAUCCUCAGAUCUGUGAGUUUAUACCAUAGUGGACAGUGAAGUGACCUCUUGAAAACACAAUGUAGCGAGCAGCACAGGCUUUUUUGCAUUUUUAGUAGCUGUAUGACAAUAAAAAAAGACAGAGAAAGAAGAAAAAAUGCACAGCCACCCCUGCCGACCAACCUGUAUGAUAUGUUUAAGGACUUUUUAUGUAUCUGCCAAGCUGCUGUGCUGUAAAACAAUAAAAAGGAAAAUCAAAACCA
This is a messenger RNA of Austrofundulus limnaeus, 6965 nucleotides long. Its product is annotated as serine/arginine repetitive matrix protein 1. NCBI's taxonomy places the organism in Eukaryota, Metazoa, Chordata, Actinopteri, Cyprinodontiformes, Rivulidae. The transcript has a single exon. The record is from RefSeq and is a predicted model, not a curated record. The annotation marks the transcript as partial.